Molecule: messenger RNA, 4222 nt
Organism: Prosopis cineraria
Lineage: Eukaryota; Viridiplantae; Streptophyta; Magnoliopsida; Fabales; Fabaceae
Product: pentatricopeptide repeat-containing protein At2g26790, mitochondrial-like
Exons: 3
Coding region: 68-2554 (828 amino acids)
Molecular function (GO): protein binding
Source: RefSeq, a predicted model, not a curated record
CGCCGUCCGAAAAUCCUUUGGUCUCUCUUCAGUCUCGCCCUAGCUGCACUCGCUUUUCUCACCGUCCAUGCCGUAUCUGCCUAGCUCAUUAUCGGCUUCCGCCUUCUCUGUACGCAGAUCAAAUUUCCCCGGAUCAUUCCCUAAUAGCUGUAAGUUAGCAUUAACGACACUUGCCCACUUGAAUUCAACCACUUUCGCGGACGACAGCCAACUCAGUUCUUGUGACGAAGCUGUAUCAUCCUCGUCUGAUUGCUAUAGGGAUUCUCCUUCAGUACACAAUUCCUUUGAGAUAGAUACGUUCAAGGUGGUUGAAACAUUGAACUGUUUGCUAAGAGAGCCCGCCCUUGCAUUGUCCUUCUUUCGUCAAGUGAAGGAACAAGGUUUCCAACAUAAUAUCUCAACCUAUGCGGCACUGAUUAGAAUUUUAUGUUAUUGGGGCUUGAGUAGGAAAUUGGAUUCUUUGUUUGUGGAUCUCAUUGCUCUUUCUAAAGAGUGUCCAGCUUUUGAAAUUGAGGAUUUGUUGGAAGAAGUGUUGGAUGGUUUUGGGGUUGAAGGGAAUCGGCACUUGCUCAGAGCUUUUAAUGCAUUAGUGAAAACAUAUGUCAGUGUUAACUUGUUUGAUGAAGCUAUCGAUUUUUUCUUUAAAACUAGAAGACGUGGGAUUAUUCCACACAUAUUUACUUGCAACUUCCUCAUAAAUCGCUUGGUUAAUCAUGAUAAGGUGGAUAUGGCCUUUGCCAUAUACAAGCAACUCAAAAGGCUAGGUUUAAGCCCAAAUGAAUAUACAUAUACGAUUGUAAUCAAGGCACUAUGUAAGAGAGGUAAAUUGGAAGAAGCCGUUGAUGUGAUGCAAGAAAUGGAGGAAGCUGGGAUGCCUGUCGGUUCCUUUUGUUUUUCAACUUAUAUAGAAGGCUUAUGCACCCAUCAUAGACCUGAUUUGGGAUAUCAAGUGCUUCAAACAUGGAGAAAGGCCUAUGGCCCAAUUGAUAUGUUUGCUUACACUUCUGUUGUUCGUGGAUUUUGUAAUGAAAUGAAAUUAGAUGAAGCUGAGAGUGUUUUCCUUGACAUGGAAAAUCAAGGGUUGGUUCCUGAUGUAUUUUUUUAUAGUGAAUUGAUUCGGGGAUACUGCAAAAGUGGGAAUCUGCAGAAAGCUUUAGCCCUGCAUGAUGACAUGAUUUCAAAGGGCAUAAAAACAAAUUGUGUGAUUGUUAGCUGCCUCCUCCAUGGCUUGUGUAAGGUGGGAAGGAAUUUGGAUGUGGUGGAUCAAUUUGAAGAAUUUAAAAAAUCUGGAAUGUUUCUUGAUGCAGUGGCCUACAAUGUUGUGUUAGAUGCCUUGUGUGAACUGGGAAAAGUAGAUGAUGCAAGAGAACUUUUAGAGUAUAUGAAACUUAGGAAUAUGGUUUUAGAUAUUAAACACUACACGACCGUUAUUAGAGGGUACUGUCUACAGGGUAAAUUGAGUCCUGCCUUUAACAUGUUUGAAGAAAUGAAGGAAAGGGGUUUAAUGCCUGACAUUGUAACUUAUAAUGUACUAGUUUCUGGAUUGUCUAGAAAUGGCCAUGUUUAUGAAUCAAUGCAACUUUUAGAUUAUAUGGAGACUCAAGGAGUCGAGCCAAAUUCUGUUACACACAAGAUGAUCGUUGAAGGCUUGUGUUCAGGAGGCAAGGUUGAAGAAGCUGAGGCUUUUUUGAACAGUCUAGAAGAUAAAAGUGUUGAAAUCUAUUCUGCCAUGAUAGAUGGAUAUUGUGAAGCAAACUUUCUCAAAGAAGCUUAUGAACUCUAUCUUAGGCUGUCAAACGAAGGAAAUGUUGUAGAAAAAGAUUCCUGUUUUAAGCUACUAUGUAAACUAUGUGACGAAGGUGACACUGAUCGAGCUAUAGGAUUACUGAAGACACUGUUGUUAUUGAAUGUGGAACCUAGCAAAAUAAUGUAUUGCAAAGUUAUAGCUGCCUUGUGCCAGGCUGGGAAUAUGAAAGUGGCCAAUUCUUUGUUUGAUAUUUUUGUUGAGAGAGGAUUUGCACCUGAUGUUAAAACCUACACACUAAUGAUAAAUAGUUAUUGUAAGAUAAAUUGCUUACAAGAAGCCCAUAAUCUCUUCCGGGAUAUGCAGCAUAGAGGGAUCAAACCUGAUGUCAUCACCUAUACAGUUUUACUUGAUGGGCACUUGAAAUCAAAUUUAAGAAAGAAAUCCUCCCUGGGUUGUAAUAAUAGCAAGACAGAGAUGUUGGACGUUUCUACCAUUUUGAGGGAGAUGCAGAAGAUGGAGACAAAACCAGAUGUUGUUACUUACACUGUUUUGAUUGAUGGACACUUGAAGGCAAAUAACCUUCAGGAAGCCAUUAUGUUCUUGUAUGAAAUGAUUGUCGAUGGGCUAGAGCCAGAUACCGUGACAUAUAUGGCUCUUGUUUCUGGCUUCUGUAAUAGAGGGGACAUGGAUAAGCGUGUUAUGCUUCUUAGUGAGAUAUUUUCUAAUGGAGUUGCACUAGACCCACAUAUUAUCUCAGCUUUGAAACGUGGCAUUCUAAAAGCUAAAAAAUUGAAAUUCCAUAAGUAAGUCCUUUUAGACUCACUAUGUGGACAAAAGGUUGGAUGGCAACUUGUGGCUUUUCUAUCAGCAACAAAUUGAGGAGGGAGAGCUUGCUGGAGUUUCUAUCAAGUGCUUUGGAAUGCCAUCCUGUUUGAAAAGGCACUUUGGUUGGAGUGACUUUUUGAAGAGGAGGAGCUAGAGUUUUGCAAGUCUUUAACUCUUCGGCAGGAACACCUGGAGUCGCUGCCUUUCAAAUGCUUGCUCAUAAGGUCCCUGGUAAAGGAUCUUGCAAAAUGAAACAAGAAAAGAUCUGAAGCAAUUUCAAGAAGAAUUGAAGAUGGAGAACAUAAAAGAGCUCCAAUAUCCUGUCCUGUUUGUGGACAAAAUGAUGGAGUCUGAAACUCAUUGAGAGACACCCUGUCUUGUCAUGGCCGUGUUGAUCCAUGGUAUACUUCAGACCUUCGGGGCUAAUAGUUUCUUAGCUCUUGCUAUGGGCAUACAAAUUAAAAUUUGCUCGAGUAGGAAAGCAAAGUAUACUUUCAUUUCAUGAUAUAUCAAAUCAAAGUUUAUUUUUGGGGGAAGAAUUGACUAAUGAGAACUGAUUUUGAAAGGUUCUGUGUUGUAAAAUUCAGCCUUUUGUCUGGAAAUAUGACUUGUGCCAGAUAAUAUUAUUUUUGUUUCAGAUUUGGUUGGAUGAAACCACUUUGGAAAGGACCGGAAGCAAGGUCUUGCCAAAAUCACUUUGGAAAUCAUUUUUGAGUGUAAAACGGUAAUUUUGGUAUGCCCUGAAUGUCAGAAGGCUUUUGGAGUUGGAAGUUUUAUGCAUCUUGGUGAUUAUAUUUUAUUUUUUUGCGAACACUCAUAGAAGGAUGUGGUUAUGCAAAUAAUGGGUUGUAUAUGAUUAAGCAGCCAUUGAAAAUAACUUCAAACAUUAGAAUUAUUUUGAAUCAUUUGUAUCAUGGCUUGAGUAGCUUCCCCUCUUAUUCUGACCCUUUUUUCACUUCUGAUAAUAUGUUGAUGCAUUGUCUCUUUUUUCUUCCAGUGACUGAGGUCCUCACUGUUGAGAAGGAUCUUCCUGGGGCUCGACACUCUUUCAGAGAUGUCCUGUGAAUCCUUAUCAUAGAUGCUGAGGGCUAUGCACUUAAGUCAUAUCUAUUGGGAGAGAGGUUGUUUUACUCUUGGUUGGCCGUUGGUUUUUGAUUAGGGAGAAUUAUGUUUAGAGUUGUCAUUUUGCCUAAGACAACAGGGGUUAUUUCCAUAUGGAUGUGAGCCGCUGGGACUCAAGCUGCGGUAUUCUAUAGAAUAUAUGGCACAGAAACAGAAAAGAAGAACUUUUCGGAAGUAAAACGAUGUUAUUCUCAAAUUUUGAUGUGCGUUACAGUGGAAGAAGGUGGACCUAUUUAUACUGUCAAGACUCUGAACGGAAGCAGAAGAGUGAAUGGGGGUUACAGAGGUUACAAGAGUUACAGCAGACUUUUAUUGGAAAUGGAAACAUUAUUCUUGCAACGGACGUAGGUAACGGAGGCGUUGGCGGUGCUCUAUUGUGGCCGCUAAAACGGUAGCUGCUGAAUGGUGCUCCUAUUCUGUUUCAAUAUACGACCAAUGAAUCUGAUUCUCAAUUGUUAAUAGACCUUAUAGCAUUUAAUAUUUUAAUUAUAUUAUGGGAGACUUGGGUGUAAUUCUCCCUUUUGAUUA